This is a messenger RNA of Trypanosoma theileri, 363 nucleotides long. RefSeq lists its product as uncharacterized. NCBI's taxonomy places the organism in Eukaryota, Euglenozoa, Kinetoplastea, Trypanosomatida, Trypanosomatidae. The coding region runs from base 1 to 363 and encodes 120 amino acids. The transcript has a single exon. The record is from RefSeq and is a predicted model, not a curated record.
AUGGGGCGCGGUUUUGGAAGAGGGUCAAGGGCUGUUAUUGUCACCCACUCGCAAGGUAAAACUGGAGGGACUAAAACUCCUCGUGGCCUUCGUGGAUCAAGACAGAUCAAACGCAAACGCUUUCAACAAAAACAUGAUGAACAGAAGAAGCUAGAAGAAUCCAUGGGGAUGGGAGAGACAAAGGUAACCCAGAGGGAAAAACCCUUGGCACAGCAAGUGGCUGGAAUUCAAUUCGCUCAUGUCGUAAAUAAAAGACAGAAAGGUUUUAAACAGUUGCGAAGACAAAUAAUAGAAGGAGUACGUGACCUGCGCCGGCGACAUGCUGAGAAGAAGAAAAGGCAAGCGAAGAAAAGUACCAAGUAG